Hymenoscyphus albidus is the source of this 6563-nucleotide messenger RNA. Lineage: Eukaryota; Fungi; Ascomycota; Leotiomycetes; Helotiales; Helotiaceae. The record is from the annotation of a GenBank genome assembly.
CGAAGCCCAUGCCCAUCAACAAUUCUCUUUUUCUAUUUACUCUUCAAUCCUCUCUCCACAGGAGCCACGCAUCCUGAUUACGAUAUCGAUUUCGAUCUUGAGCACCCGAUCUCACGCCCUCACCAUACGAGAUAUCCAUGCGCUAAACUGCCGCUUCGUCGCGUUCUUGCCAGAAGCGCACUAGGACCGCCAGUUCGUACGGAGUACCUAAUCCAUACCUAUCCCGAUCGACAAGCUCUCAGAGCCUAAGAGCUGCAACAUCCUUCAUGACUGUCUGCUGUUAAUCAUGGCUGCGGCAGUACUAGAUGUUGAGUAUCUGUCAGGGUACCUCGAUAUUUCAGAAGACAAUAUCACUGCGGUUCUCGAUGCCCCAACUGCCGACCUCGUCCGCUCUGUGCUCGACGCGGUCACAACAAAGGCGCGCGAACAUGAUGUUCUCGUGGCAGACAAACUUCGUGUCGACAUAGAGCUAGAAAAUGCUGUCAGAAGCUCAGAGACGCGCAUAGAGGGGUUGCGAGCCAGUGUUGAGAAGGCGCAGAAGACCGUUGAAGAAGUGCGGACAAAACUGAAAGAAGAAGGUUGUUUUUUCACGAUGCCGAUUUUAAUAGGCUUCAAUGCUAACGCUGUACCAUAGAAAAUGCGCGAUCAUCCUUGGAAAGUGAGCUCCAGACGUUGAAGUCCUCUUCCACCACCUCAACAUCCGAAGUCGAAACCUUACGAUCCCGCAUAUCAUCUCUCGAGUCUGCCAAUCGCGACACUGUUGCUGUUCUCGAGUCCAAGACUACCGCCAACGAUAAUUUAGCCCAAGAAUUACAAAAACAACACCAGAAGGGCUUGGAGCUUAGCCAACAAAUCACCACUCUUCAACAAGCCGUACAAAACGCCAACUCUGCAGCAUCUAGCGCCAAGUUCCGUGAACAGUCUCUCAAGCAGGAAGUAGAAUUGGCCAAGAGCAACACCGAGUGGUUUGAGAACGAAUUGAAGACCAAGAGUGCCGAAGCUCAAAAAUUCCGAAAAGAGAAGGGUGCUAGAAUCGCCGAACUUCAACGUCUGAACGAGGAUGCCAAUGCAAAUGUUGAGGCCCUCAAGAAGACGGAACAGGCCCUUCGGAACAGACUCGAUGAGGUACAGAAGAAGGCUGAGGACUCUCUGAUCAAGGUUCAACAAUUACAGGAAGCCGCCGCCAAGACAGAAGAGAGCUUUCGUCAAGAGUUGGAAAGCGCAAAUCGACUUGCUGAGCUACAUUCCCAGCAAACGGAAACAGCCCGUAGUCGACUAAAGGAGGUGGAAGCUGGCCUUGAGAAAGCCAAGGAUGACGCAGCCGAGGAGGUCGGUAGAUGUCGACAAGAAGCUGAGGCUGAGCGACAAGAGCGAGAGGCAGCCGAAAAUCGAAUUGCGGAAUUAGAGGGCGAGGUUGCCCAAGCACGAAUCCGAUUAGAAUCUACCCAAUCCCGUCCUGGAACUCCAGCAACACCACGCCAAGGACUCAAUGGUUCUGUUUUCAGAGGUGGAUCACCUGCCCAUUUUGGUACGCCAGGUUCGGUCAGAAGUAAGACGACCAUUACUGCGACUCAAGCUAUCGAUGAGUUGUAUAAAGUGAAGGGUCAGUUGGCGGCUGAGAAGUCGAAAAACCAACGUCUGAAUAGCGAGAUGGAUGAUAUCAUCCGACAACUAGAAGCUAAGGGGCCAGAAAUGGAGGAAAUGACUAAUGAGCACGAACGUCUGCAACAGGAGGUGGUGCAGAUGUCAAAGUUUGUAGACCAGACAGGGACGGAGAGAGACCGUGCCAAGAAGGACCUUCGAAAAGCUGAAAGCGAAGCUUCUACGGCUCAAGCAGAGUCCAAAAUUCUUCAACAACAGCUGCGUGACCUCAGUGCCCAAAUCAAGCUGCUUCUCUGCGAGCUGGACGCAAGAGAAAGAGGCUUAGAGGCACUAAGCGUGUCUGAGCGAUCACAUUUGGAACGGAUGGCUCGUGGGGAAGUCAGCGAAGAGUCUCUUGAAGGUCUUACUGAUACUGAUCGAUUUAUUACCCAACGUUUGACAGUAUUUAGAAAUGUUUCAGAGCUUCAGGAGAAGAAUCAGGAGCUUCUGAAAAUCACCCGGCAGCUUGGACAACAGAUGGAGAGCGAGGAGGCUUUGGCAGCAAAAAAUCAAGCAGCGAAGGAUCACGAAGAGGUUCAAAUUCUCCAGGCCAAGAUUGAGAACUACAAGGACGAACUUCAAUCAACACUCACUCGGUCAGAAAGCUACAUCAAGGAGAGAGAUAUGUUCCGCCGCAUGCUGCAACACCGCGGACAAAUGCCACCAGGCUCUGAUCUUACUUCUAUGUUUGGUCAAUCUAUUGAUGGAAAUCAGAAUGGAGUCAUGUCUACGAUUGAACAGCCCCCGGGAAGCAGCAACAACUAUCCUACAAUGCUGAGAGAAUUACAGGCGCAUUUCGACCAAUACAGAGAAGAGCAAUCCAUUGAUCGCAAGACAUUGAAGGAUCAGACGGAGAAGCUUUCCUUAGAAAAGGGCGCACUUCAGGCUGAGAUUGCAAAGACUAGUAGCCAGCUCACGUUCGCCAAUGAGAGAUACGAGAUGCUGCACGCCAACUACACAAUGUUGCAGAAUGAAAACUCAGAAUUGCAAAAGCGCUCUCAGACCCUAUCAGAAGCAGCUGCCAAGCAAGAUAUUCGAACGCAGCAGGUCGCAGAGGAUCUCAUCGAAGCCAAGGGCCUCGUUGAGAGUAUGCGUAACGAAAACGCAAACCUAAAGGCCGAGAAGAAAUUGUGGAAGGAUAUCCAGGACCGACUAAGCCAAGACAACGAAGGAUUGAUGAAUGAACGUACACGCUUGAAUAAUCUGAUUGCAAACCAACAGACACUUCAAAACGAAAGAGAGCUUUCGGAGUCUGAAACGCGACGAAGACUUCAGAGCCAAGUGGAAGGAUUGGAAGCAGAAUUGUCCACGACAAAGCGCAAGCUAAGCGAUGAAGUCGAAGAUAACAAGAAGGCACAACUCCGGAAGGAAUAUGACUCUCAACAGUACCAAAAGCGUAUUGAUGACCUAGCUAGCAGUUUAGGCCAGGUGCGCGAGGAAUUAGUAGCUGCCAAAACAACCCGCGAUCACCUUCAAGCUCGUGUUGACGAAUUAACGAUUGAGCUCAAGAGCGCAGAGGAGCGAGUGGAGUUACUCCAACCACGGCCAACCACAAAAUCCAAUGUGGCUACAGAGGCUACAGCUAACGACAAUGGAGAGCCCUCGCAAGAGGAGGCAGACAGAGAACAAGAGCUCGCUUUGGAAAACUCAGAGCUUAAGAGAGAUCUCGACCUUGCUAAAACAGAACUGGAGAGCACCAAGAGUCAAAUGGAGCAAUACAAAUCCAUCAGUCAAUCAUCCGAAGAGGAGCUCCAGAGCCUCAAUGCCACGCAAGAUCAGUACCAUGAGGAAAUGGAUCGUAUCAUCGAGGAGAAGGAUUCCAAGAUUCGGGAGCUACAGCAACGUAUCGACGACAUAUCCACUGAGCUUGCCACUACCAACAACGAAUUGACCCUUUUGCGAAACCAACAAUCCGAGGUCGCUAGACAGGCCGAGGAAGGGAGAGCAAUUCUGGAGCAAGAAAUAACUCGACUAAAGGACGAAGACGAACGACAUGCCACGGCUGCCCAGUUCCAUCAACAAGACCUUCGUGCACAAGCAGCCAUCGCAACCAAAGCUCAGCAAGACUAUGAAAAUGAGUUGGUCAAACAUGCGGAAGCAGCAAAGCUUCUUCAAAACUUGCGUGCUGAGCACAACCAAUUGAAGACGGAGUCGGCUGGUCUCAAGGCCGAUGCUGAAUCUGCACGAGUUGCAUUGAGUCAGAGUGAAAGUUCUUGGGAAGAACGGCGGCAGCAACUGGAACAGGAGUUGGCUGAAUUGCGAUCUCGUCGCGACGAUGUCAAUGCACAGAACAAGCUUCUCCACCAGCAACUGGAAGGUGUUGGGGCGCAGAUAACUGCACUUCAGCAAAGUCGGUCCGCAUUGAAUGAUACUGGAGAUAGUGGUUCUCCCGCUACUGACUCAACCUACGAUCGAACUGCCGAUGGGCUACACGAGCUGAAUGCUUUCUUGAGACGUGAAAAGGAAAUUGUCGAGGUACAAUAUGAGCUCAAGGUCCAGGAAGCCAAGCGACUCCAACAGCAACUGGACUACACACAAUCGCAACUUGAUGAGAGCAGACUGAAGCUUGACCAGGAACGUCGCCUUCAUGCAGAUGGAAGCCGGAGCUCAAUGGCACACAAGGACCUUAUGGAAAAGUUGAACGAACUGAAUCUUUUCCGUGAAAGUAGCAUCACUCUGCGGAACGAAGCUCGCCAGGCUCAAGCCCAGCUAGCCGAGAAGACCCAGCGUGUUGAGGAACUCAUGUCGCAGAUCCAGCCCCUCGAGAACAAGAUUCGCGAGCUCGAGCAUGGCAAAGAGACAACAGAAGGCGAGAUGCGUUUGUUACAGGAAGAUCGCGACCGUUGGCAAAAGCGAACACAGGACAUCAUAUCAAAAUACGACCGAAUUGACCCUGCCGAGAUGGAGCAACUCAAAGCAACCAUUGAAACGCUACGAGGAGAGCGAGAUGCUCUACUGGAAGAAAAGCAACCCUUCCAGGACAAAAUUCAGGUCCUAGAAGGCGAGAAGGCGACAUGGGCUACCAGUCGACAAAAACUUAUUGACCAGGCCAAGGAGCGAUCACGAGUCCAAACCAAGGAUAUCAAAGACCGUACUGCCGAGAGAGAUCUCGCAAUACACGACAAGGAGAGUCUCCAGCAGCAACUAUCCGGACUCCAGCAGCAACUUGAGAGUGCAAUUAGGGAAAAAGAUGCCGCAGUGCAACAAGUUAACGCUCUCAGCCAAGAGCUUGAAAGUGUCAAGGCCGAACGUGACCGUGCUGUGGCCAUUGCUUCCCAACCUACCAAAGCUGUAGCUCCUACGGUACAGGCAACUACAUCGCAAAAUAAUGAGGGUCUUGAACAAAAGCUCAUCGAGCUCCGCAAUGAGUUGGAAGAAGUCGGAAAGGCUAAGGCUGCCUUGGAAACAGAACUCAAAGCACUUCGAGAGCAACUUCAGAAGGCGAAUUCUGACCGAGACGCUGCCAACUCUGGCCGGGAUAAGGCUAUGACUGAGGCUGCCGAGGCGCGUGCUCAGCAAAUGUCGAAAAUUGCUAUCACUACCACCAACAAUGGAAACGAGGAGGGCCAGAUUGAUGAGAUCUCGACAGCGGGGGUUUCUGAUGGCGAGAAGAGGGCUCUGGAGGAGCGCAUUGCUGAAGCAGAGAAGAAAGCUAAGGAGCAGGAGGAGCGCGCUGCUAAAGUCGAAGAGGACAUGGAGGGUACAUUAAAGGCCAGAUCAGAGAAGAUGAAGGCCGCCCUGAACAAGAAACUCAGCGAAUCCCGUGAAGCGCAAAAGAAGGAAUUGGAAGCUCAAUAUACAUUGAAACUCGAGCAGGAGAAGCAAAUCUGGCUUGCGGAAAACAGAUCUGCGGCUGUCACCUCAAACGCACCACCGCCCUCAGUCGAAGUUGGACUUGAACCGCUACAAAUUGCCCCAACUCCUGCAAAGCCUGCAGCUAACAAUGUACCUGCGACGCCAUCGACUCCGAGCCAAGGCGCAUCAUCGGCGAUGAUGGCUGUCGCGGGGAUGAGCGAUUCCCAGUUUCGUGAGUUUCUGGCUUCAAACCCUACCGCGAGAAGCAUUCUUGCCAAUAACGUAAAGAAGAAGAUUGAUGAGCAGAUGGUCAAGGUCAAGGAAGAGACUAUCAAGCAGGUCUUGGAAGCAGAAAAGAAGGUCGAGCUAGCUGUAUUCAUGACAGAGAAGAAAUCAUCUCUCAAACUGAACAUGGCUGAGAAUAGAGCAAAAUCCGCGGCUGGGAAGCUGAGCGUUGUCGAGACGGCUGCACGCGAAACACCCGAAAAGCCUGUUGGUGAGGUGUGGGAGGUGGCCAAAGUUUGGAAAGCUCCUCCACCAACCCAAGGUAUGUCGACCAGAAAAAGUUGAUUCCCGAUUUCACUAACGUAUGGAUAGAACCGAAUGCGCCAUCAGAUGGCAAUGGUACCCCCAUAGCAAAUGUAAUACCCAAGCCAGCGGAUGUCAAAACAGAAACGCCUGUCUUUCUACCCCAAGAUCAAGCUCCAUCCCCAAAUACCACAUUCGGUUCCAAUGGUGCUCCAACAGUUCCGGCAAGUCAAAUACCACAAGUAAGUCUGCGUCCUAAAUUUUGACGAUUGCUUGCUAAUGAAUUACAGAUCCCUCAGCCUACCAACAAUGCGACUAGAGGCUCUGGCAUUCCAACUAUGCGAGGAGGGCCAGCUGGUAGAGGAGGAGCACGUGGUGGUCCACAAAUGUACCAAGCUCGAGGCGGAGGACCUGGUAGAGGUAGAGGAAAUGUGCCUGGGCCUGGGCCUGGACCAAGGGGAGGAUUGAAUGCAUCGGCACAAUCUUACAGUCCACAAGGGCGAGGUGGUCAAAAGCGGCCCCUGGAUGAUGGAUUGAUGAUUGGUGGACCACAAGGGAAGAGACCGCGAGGAGGCGGUCUGAAUAUGCAAAAUAAUUAG